Messenger RNA from Oncorhynchus kisutch (coho salmon), 848 nucleotides. Its product is annotated as C-type lectin domain family 12 member B-like. The record is from RefSeq and is a predicted model, not a curated record. The transcript is spliced from 7 exons. Bases 96 to 842 code for a protein of 248 amino acids. NCBI's taxonomy places the organism in Eukaryota, Metazoa, Chordata, Actinopteri, Salmoniformes, Salmonidae.
CGUAGGACAGUGCAGGGAGAAGAAUCAGGUACAGACGUACAUUAGAGUUGAGGUUAGAAGUAGAAGUUACUGUAUUUGACCACAAGUGUUUAAAGAUGUCAGAGGGAGUCAAUGAAAUCUCAGAUAGAUUUGAAGACGAUGAGUCUGAUGCAACGAAGAACACAGACAUUGAUGACCAAAAUUAUUCCAACGUAAGAGCCUUCAAGUCCAGUCCAAGAGAUGGAGUUGUUGUUUCAGUACAUGUUCAGUGGUGGAAGAGACCCUCUGGAGUUGCUGUAUUGUGUCUGGGGCUGCUGUGUGUUCUCCUACUGGCUGGGAUCAUAGGCCUGUCUGUAUACUAUGGAGACAUUGGUCACCAGCUACAGUCCAGUUACAACAUCCUGACAAAAGAGAUAGACCAGCUACAGACCAGUUACAACAACCUGACUAAAGAGAGAGACCAGAUACAACCAAGAGACCAGCUACAGUCCAGUUACAACAACCUGACUAAAGAGAGAGACAAGCUACAGUCCAGUUACAACAACCUGACUAAAGAUAGAGACCAGCUACAGACUGAGAGAGAUUUUCUUAGUAGGAGGUCUUCCAAUCUCAAACAAACCUGUCCUGAAGGCUGGCAGAAGUUUGAAUCCAGUUGGUACUUCCUGUCUACUGAGACUAAAAACUGGAAGGAGAGCAGAGAGGACUGUCUGGAGAGAGGAGCAGACCUGGUGAUGAUAAACAGUGAUAAGGAACAGGAGUUUCUCUUCAAACUCAAGAAGACAGUCUGGAUUGGUCUGACUGACUCUGUUACUGAGGCGACCUGGAGAUGGGUGGACGGCACCCCACUGACCACCCCAAGGUAAUAUUCU